Molecule: messenger RNA, 3544 nt
Organism: Puntigrus tetrazona (Sumatra barb)
Lineage: Eukaryota; Metazoa; Chordata; Actinopteri; Cypriniformes; Cyprinidae
Gene: tmem150aa
Product: transmembrane protein 150Aa
Exons: 8
Coding region: 337-1215 (292 amino acids)
Biological process (GO): protein localization to plasma membrane
Source: RefSeq, a predicted model, not a curated record
AGCGAAUAUUGCGACACCUUGCAACGCAUUCUUUUUAAAUAGACAAAAAACUACAAUUACAGUGAGGCGCGAGGAGCAGCUUUAGCAACAGUGCCUUAUCGUAAAGCAACAACCAAGGUUGAGUGAGGUUGGAAGCAGGGAGUAGCAGGACUUAAGGCCUGGAUUUGGCGGCCCGAAGGAAGGAGCAGCGUGGCAUCCCUCUCCUCCUCUCAUGUCCCCUCCCUGUGUGUCCUUGCAUGUCAGUGCCCCCUCGUCAUCCCCCCUGUGUCUCACCCUGCCAGUCCUCUGUGUUCCUCCCCCUCAUGCUUGGGACAGACUGGCCUCUCUGUCAGACCAAUGACUGCCUGGAUCAUACUGCCUGUCAGCCUGGCUGCCUUCUCGAUCACUGGGAUAUGGAUAGUAUAUGCUAUGGCUGUAAUGAACCACCACGUUUGUCCUGUCGAAAACUGGUCAUACAACGUAACAUGCACAGAGGAAACAGCCAAGCCGGGCUUCCCAAAAACAUGCUGCACCAUUCAAGACAUUCCCCUCAUCAGUAAAUGCGGAUCUUACCCUCCCGAGAGCUGUCUGUUCAGUCUCAUUGGUAAUGUGGGAGCUUUCAUGGUGGUGUUAGUGUGUCUGUUGCGGUAUGCUCAGAUCAUCGAGCACAGGAACCACUGCUGGCUCAACACCAGUGGACUUGUGUCUGGAUUCACCAAUGCUGUUGGAUUGGUCAUGGUGGGCAACUUCCAGGUGGACCAUGCUAAAACACUUCACUAUGUAGGUGCGGGCGCCGCGUUCCCAGCAGGCAUUCUUUUCGUGUGUUUGCAGUGUUUGCUGACCUACCGGGUGGCUGUUACGGCUCUGGACUACUGGAUGGCUCAUGUGCGUGUGGCACUGGCUACUUGUGCUCUCAUCACACUGGUUCUGAGUGGGAUAUUCUUCAUCCACGAGAGCUUUGUCUUGCAGCACGCAGCGGCCAUCUGUGAGUGGGUCUUCACUGUGGUCAUCCUCGUGUUCUACGGGACUUUCACCUACGAGUUUGGCACCGUCACCACCGAGACGAUGUUGGCCGGCCUCCAGCGGAACCUCUCGCACGGGCCCGGCGUCAUGAUCGGAGACGAUGUCCAAGCAGACACCCUGGGAAGCGCCACUACAAAGGGUUUAAAAUCUCCAGGAGGAAGCAGCACCUCCACCCAUCUGAACUGCACUCAUGAGAACAUCGCCAUGCUUUAAACACAUCGGCACACGCGGUCACAUACUGCCAGGUGGAAAGCCUCACGAUGGUGCACGCAUUUAAGAACACACUUGGGCCGAGAUUAAAGUCAUUUGGAGGAACCGUCCAGUCUUGAACGGGUUUACAGGUGUGACUGUUGUAAACUAUCAUUUCAGAUUUUAAGUUUUGUCUGAUUUGUCUUUCUUUAGUCCCGUUAUGCCUUGUGAGAAGCUUCUGUUGGUUUGUUUGUAGGUGAGAUGGUAAGAAUGAGGUUUUUUUUUUUUUUUUAAGAACAAGGACUUUAGGUCUACUUCAAGGUGGUUGUUGUUAGCACAGAUUCCUUGGUUUGUGAGGUCAGAAUUGUUGCACUGGGCGAUGGGGGUACAUUUUUACUGUCACGUUUGCACAAAUGUUUCAGGGGUAUCUCUUUUAGAGCUUGCUACUGUUUGCCCACACAUAUUGUUGCAAAUGAAUGAUUUGCACGAAACACAAUGAAUGGACUUUGAAGAUUUAAGUUCUUUCACAUUUUGUUUGGAAUUGCAGACUAUCAGGAUCCGAGCAUUAUCAUUUUUGUGAAUGUCUAAAUAUACGGAUCGAACUUUAGCACCUUUUUUUUUUAUUUUGGAAUUGGAAAAAAAUGCAAUUGAAAUCUAAUACAAUUUCAUCUGAUUUACCCAUUUUUUGUAAUGGUGGCCUUGUUAAUGACGCAGUGGGGAAAUGUUUUGUCAUGCUGGCUUGCUUCUGUUCUGUUUCAUGCCCGUUUGUAGCCUCUGACGAGGUGGGUUUUGUUUAUCAUUUCGAGCGGGAGGAAGUGAUGUAAGUUGACACCAGCUCUAUCCUUGCCUUCCUGGUUAGUUGAGUAGUUGUAGAAUACAUAUAUUCACUGUACAUGCACAUUUUUAUAUCAAUUUUUAUUUACAUUUUUUUUUUCUCUGUCCAGUCCAUAAAAACCACUCCAAAAAUGCCACAUUUAUUUAGCGUUUUCCAUUGUAAUUUUUUCUUGCCGAUUGUUUCGUGUAGUUUAGUGAAUCACAGUGAUAACUAAUUCAACUGAUGUGAAGUUUUUUUGUUUUUGUUUUUUUUACACAAGCAUCACAUCAGUUUUUGUUUUUCUCCGUUGCCAAAGGAUGCAUUUCAAAAUAUGUACUGUAUGCCUUUGAUUCAUUGUUUCUGUAUGUGUAGCAGGACACAUAGCCACUGAGAAAAUGACAGUACUGCAAUAUUAACAAAUUUUGAAACGAUUAUAUGAAUGAAACAAAUUGGUCUCCAGGCUGGAACCUAGGAAACCGUAUUCAAACAUUCUGAGGGUUGAGUGGUUAUGGUGGCCUUAUGCUGUAGUAUUUUUGUGACGUACCUUAUUCAGGCUGUCAAUCAAAGGUUCUUUAUUGCUUUUAAAGUGACUCCAGAUUUAUUGUGCUUUAAAAUUUAUAUUUUACACAGAAAUGUGCCAGGUAUUGUCUGUUUGUUUGCCGCCCUCAAAUGGGACAGAUGCAUCUCAUGCCAAUGAUCAGACUGUAAAUUUAGAUGUGGUCUCUAGGCAUCAUACAUGUUUAUUUCUGUUGACUCCUCUAUUAUUGGAGAGCUAUUUGAAAUAUUGUUUCCUCUUCUCAUACAAGGGAGUUUAUAUUCACAGGGCUGCACUGUACAACUGAAACCAUCCAUUAAAUAUUAGUUGUUUGUUAUGAAAUACAUUGAGCUCAAACCAAACUGCACAUAGAGGUACAGUAACUUAAUGGGUCAAGCUUAAACAAACACAAAAGGGCGUAAAAUAUUAUGAUGUGCACAAUGUUGAUGUCAUUUCUCAUUAAUUGCCUUUUUUUGCCAUGUCCCAGCAACACUUGGUAUAAAUUACAUGCAAUAUUUGUCAAUGCAUAUAGUGCAUAUCAUAUCCGAACAGCAGAUCAGUCAUUUAUAGGUCACCUAAGAGCAAAAGGUUGAGCAAGAAUUGGUUUUUUUUUGUUUUUUUUACAAUUUGAACUGAUUUAAGGCUUGCGGUCAAAGACUUUGAAGUCACAAGGAAGCACUGUCAGAUAUUUUCAUAGUUUUUUUUUUUUUUUUUUUGACGUUACAUGCUUUUCAGCCGUUGUCUGGAUAGAAGUUAUUUUUCUGAUGCCUUUAAAUGAUGUAAUCAAAGUAUUUUUAUCAACGCAUUGCGUCUGUUAUGAACACAACAAAGACGUGAGGUUCACACUCCAAAAUCGAAAUAAAAACAAUGCAGAGAAUAUUUUUAUGUUAUAAAUUACUUAUGUAAAUAAGUAAGAUUUAUGUAUAAUUUCAAUGAUUUUCUUUGACAGAGGUUUAUAUUGAAUUACCAAAACAUCCAAUGGAAAAUAAACAAGUGUAUCUGUA